AUGAGACAAAACUUUAAAAACGUUGGCGUACUAGAAUGUACAGAAUUCCGGAAGCUAAUCAGGCUGUAUAAUAUAACAUUUUGGUGGUGUCAUUUUCGAGUGCAUAUGCUUAAAGUUCCUUUCAAGAGGUUAUCUUUGAAUGCUGGAAUGUCUAAGUGGAAUCCUAAAUUAACUGCAGAGCAACUACUUGUUUUACGUGAUAAGCAUACCGAACGUCCUCACACUGGGGCUUACUUGCUCAAUAAAAAUCAGGGGAUAUAUCACUGUGCUAACUGUGAUCAACCGCUAUAUAGUAGUACGACGAAGUUUGAUUCAGGUUGUGGCUGGCCGUCGUUCUAUCAACCUGUUAAUCCCGAUGUGUUAACAUAUCAUAAAGAUACUAGUUUAGGGACAGUAAGGAUAGAGAUAUGUUGCAGCAAUUGCGAUGGGCAUUUGGGUCAUGUGUUUGAAGGGGAAGGGUGGGAUAAGUUGUUGUCGAUUCCCAAGGAUACUAGACAUUGUGUUAAUAGUUGUUCCUUGAACUUUAAAACAGCGGAGUAA
Molecule: messenger RNA, 540 nt
Organism: Eremothecium cymbalariae DBVPG#7215
Lineage: Eukaryota; Fungi; Ascomycota; Saccharomycetes; Saccharomycetales; Saccharomycetaceae
Gene: MXR2
Product: peptide-methionine (R)-S-oxide reductase
Exons: 1
Coding region: 1-540 (179 amino acids)
Biological process (GO): protein repair; response to oxidative stress
Cellular component (GO): cytoplasm
Molecular function (GO): peptide-methionine (R)-S-oxide reductase activity
Source: RefSeq, a predicted model, not a curated record